AUGACUCAACUAGAAAAAGAGUAUGAAAGUAUCAAAGUAGCUAUAACAAUACAUGGAGAAGUCUGGCACAAAGAAAUUGACAAACUUGUUUAUAAACUUAAAAGUGAAGUACACUUGAUGAAAAUUAAACAUACCAAUGCAGUUCAAAAAUGCAUAUCUGAAAUUAAAGAAAUGCUUCUGAGAGUUUGUGAAACAUUAAAAAAGUGUGACUUGUUACUAGCAUCUAAAGAUAUGCAGCUUUGCUUUGAAUAUAAAUCCAUGAAUAAGGAGUAUAGGCACUCUCCUCCCAAACCUAACAUACGUUUACCAAUUUUCACACCACAGAAAGUUUUGCCAGAAACCCUCUGUCCAGUUUUUGGGAAUUUAUCAGAAUUUUCUAUUAACCGAGAAAACCAGGACUGUGGCAUGACUUCAGAACAAAAACCACAAGAGGCUGGAUCCUUUUCUCUGGCCCAUCUGAAAUUACCUUUAUCUGGAUUCUUUAAUUUCGGCAAGCAAAAUCAAUCUGGAGGCAGAAGCUCCCCAACUGAUUCACAACUGCUUGACGAAGCAGAAAAUGUCUCCACCAUUAAUACUGGCUAUCAAGAACCUUACAAUGUUGCCUGCCUGAACAAUGAUGAAAUUUGGAUUAGCGGUGACAGUAGCACAAUUAAACUGUUUCAAGUCAAUCAGAAUUUUGACUUAAGAAAGGUCUUCAGUGGCAAGUGGAAUCCACUGCUUAAGUCAAUCCAAACAAAGACUGGAAAGAGACCCUAUGAUAUAACAGUAACAAAAAGAGGAUUUCUAGCAUAUUCUGACGAGUAUGAUAGAACGGUUAAUAUUGUAAACAAUGAGAAAAUAGAAGAAUUAGUGAGACUUUAUGAUUGGAGACCCCUCCAGAUCUGCAGUACCUUGUCUGGCGACCUUCUUGUUAUGUUGAAAAGCAACGAUAACAAACAAACAAAAAUUGCCCGUUAUUAUGGAUCCAUACAGAAACAAACGAUUCAGUUUCAUGAAAACGGCGAACCUCUUUAUUCAGCUGGUAGUCAUUACAGAUACAUGACUGAAAACAAGAACAUGGACAUCUGUGUUGCUGACUGGAGGGCUAGAGUAGUAGUUGUAGUCAAUUCCGCCGGAAAGCUCAGAUUUAGGUACCGUGGUCACGAACCUGCUCCAAAGAACAAACUAUUCGAGCCACGUGGCAUUACCACUGAUGAUCAGAGUCGUAUCCUAACAGCAGACAAUGACAAUCAAUGUGUGCACGUUAUUGAUCAGGAUGGACAGUUCCUCCGAUUUAUUAAAUGUGAUUUUGACAAUCCUAGGGGUUUAUGCACAGAUUCAAAUGACAAUUUGUUGUUCAAUGUAAAAACAAACAAGUUUUGA
Molecule: messenger RNA, 1362 nt
Organism: Saccostrea echinata
Lineage: Eukaryota; Metazoa; Mollusca; Bivalvia; Ostreida; Ostreidae
Exons: 1
Coding region: 1-1362 (453 amino acids)
Biological process (GO): protein polyubiquitination; negative regulation of translation; proteasome-mediated ubiquitin-dependent protein catabolic process
Molecular function (GO): translation repressor activity; protein binding; ubiquitin protein ligase activity
Source: RefSeq, a predicted model, not a curated record